AUGAAUUUGAAUUCCACCUUUAAUACUCAUGUGGAACCGACUAAACAAACACUCAUGAUCUAUUCAGAUGUGGAGGAAUCUACUGUGUUGGGGGCACAAAAACAUCCCUUGUUGAGAAAAGUGCAACUUGAACGUUUGGGUCAAGGACGUGCCACUGUAGAACCUAUACAUCAUGAAUGGAUUAAACUACAGAGUAAUCGAUUAGAAAUCAUUGAAGUGCAAAUUGCUACCGCGGAAGGACCUCUUGUAGUGUUACCAACUGGGAAAACGCUCGUCACAAUAGGGGGUUUUGACGAGAAUGAAAGAACCAUCCCAUCACUGUUUCCCAUUAUUGAUAACAACCAUGUUAGGCGGAUUUCCCACACGGUAUCAUACUCCCCCUUUGCAAGGAAAGGGUUUUUCGCAGGAAUCAAUCAAACUAGCAGGGCCUACUCUCAUUCGAUCCAUUGGACAUGGGCUUCAAGCCUGUGAAAAAGGGGCUUCUUUGGAAGAUGCUUUAAGCUCCUCAGGACAAGUUUUGAAAAAAGGAUUAAAACGAAAACUCUCUGCCGGUGCAGGCGUCCUGGCUAAACGGCUGUCAAACAAAGCUAUGAAAAGAAAAUCAGACGGGUCAAAGACAUAUUCGGUGUGUAAUCAACAUGAGACGUGGACUUAAAUCCCAAUCGCGAGUAAGACACCAGCGAGCAGUGGGACGUAAUCAAUCCUUCUGUCAGAGGGGAGGAAGUAUUGCUUAUGGGUUAGGAUUACGUUUGCCUUAUCAAGUUGAACCUUGGAUGGCUUGUCGACGACAGAAAGGAGGUUCAAUUCAAAAAGUGGUCUACCCAUGGAUGACAAAAGGCCGCAAGUAUAAAAGGAGACGUAAACAGGCUUAAGUGUCAUUUUAUCAACAUGUCGUUGAACCUCUUUGACGUGCCGGACAUUGACUAUCGCUAUGAAGCGAAACGAUGGGUUCCCUUUAAACCUGUCAACACAGGAAGACGACCCAUUCUCUUUACAGUCACUUCCUCCGAUAAUUAUUAUGAUUUAAGUAAAACCAAGUUGGAAAUCAAAACCCGUCUCGAAACCACAGGCACAAGUCAUAUCUCUGCUACGGAAGGAUCUGUGUCUGAUGCCAAUAAAAGUAAAUAUAUCUAUUGCGCAAAAAUUUUGGACAUACAUUGUUUAAUCAAAUGA
Messenger RNA from Porites evermanni, 1173 nucleotides. The record is from the annotation of a GenBank genome assembly. NCBI's taxonomy places the organism in Eukaryota, Metazoa, Cnidaria, Anthozoa, Scleractinia, Poritidae.